AUGCAUGACAGAGAAACCUUAAAGGCCUACUUGGACAAAUAUUGGGAGACGUACAAUGAAAUGGAAGACAACUUUGACGACGUCGCCAUUAUCACUUUCAAAAAUAGUCUCCCAGCCGAUCACGGCCUGCGAAAGUCUCUGACUAGCAAGCCUACCACCAGUGUGCGUCAACUGAUGGAUUGGAUCAACAAGUACAAGCGAGUAGAGGAAGACCAGUUACAGGGAAGAGGAAAAGAGAAGGUUAUCCCUCAGGAAAAGAGGGAUUUCAAGUCGGACCAGUAUAGUAGCAACUGCCUGAGAAGGGACUUUGUAGGGCGACCCGAAACGACCAAUGCACAGUCUGUUAAUGCCGUAUUCCAAGAACCAAUACAUCGGGUUUUGGAGAAAAUCAAGAACGAGCCGUACUUUAAAUGGCCGAGUAAGAUGGCGAGAGAACCCUCGAAGCGCGAUCAAAAUCUUUAUUGCCAAUACCACCAAGACCAUGGCCAUUCUACGGAGAACUACAAGAACCUCUGGAACCACCUAGACCAGCUAGUCCAGGAAGGAAGAUUGAAGCACCUUCUGUAUCAUUCUAGUGGUCAUCAAGGCCCUCAAGAGGCCAGGAGGGAUGCUGCCUUGAGGCCACCAACAGGAAUGAUCAACGUAAUCUUGGCCGCGCCAGGGAGAGCAGGCACGCACCUUACACAAGUGUUAUCGGUGGCUCAACUGUCUACCGAGGAGUCCCAACUAGGGCCGAAGAGGGCCAGAAUGAGCUUUCAUCCCGUUUUGAGUUUUUCAAAGGAAGACAAGAUCGGGACCAUCCAGCCCCACGACGACACGCUGCUAAUCACCCUCCGAAUCGGGGACUACGAUGUGAAAAGAGUGAUGGUGGAUGGCGGCAGCGCAGCUGAGGUUAUGUACCCUAACCUAUACAAGGGGCUGGGGUUAAAACUAGAAGACUUGACGCCCUACAACUCCCCCCUCAUAAGAUUCGAUGGAAAGCUUGUCAUUCCAAUGGGCAUGAUUAAGUUGCCCAUCCAGACCGGCUUGGAAAUAGUGGAAGUGAACUUCAUCAUGGUGGACAACUCUCCCUAUACAGCCAUUGAGAAGGAGGAGCUGAUUGAGUUCCUUAAGAGGAAUAUUGACGUAUUUGCAUGGGAUGCCUACGACACCCCCAGGAUCGACCCAGCCUUCAUCUACCAUUACCUCAAUGUCAACUCGGCCAUCAUUCCCAAGAAGCAACCACCUCGCCACCCGUCAAAAGGGCAUGCCAAUGCAAUUAGAGACGAAGUGGCGAAACUUAAGUGUGCGGGGGCUAUCAAAGAAGUCUUUUGCGUCGAAUUGCUGGCCAACACAGUGGUGGUCAAGAAGAAAAGUGGGAAAUAG
Quercus lobata is the source of this 1365-nucleotide messenger RNA. RefSeq lists its product as uncharacterized. The transcript has 2 exons. Lineage: Eukaryota; Viridiplantae; Streptophyta; Magnoliopsida; Fagales; Fagaceae. The record is from RefSeq and is a predicted model, not a curated record. The coding region runs from base 1 to 1365 and encodes 454 amino acids.